This is a messenger RNA of Diaporthe batatas, 2455 nucleotides long. RefSeq lists its product as uncharacterized. The transcript has a single exon. The coding region runs from base 321 to 1442 and encodes 373 amino acids. NCBI's taxonomy places the organism in Eukaryota, Fungi, Ascomycota, Sordariomycetes, Diaporthales, Diaporthaceae. The record is from RefSeq and is a predicted model, not a curated record.
GACCCCCCCCCCCCCCGCUUUCUAAGCUUUGGCAUGACCUGCACUCGUGUGUUUUGUGUUGCAUUCCACUGUUGGUUUGUACGUUUCAAUGUGAACACCAGGUAGUCUACGGAGUAUUGAGUCUCCAACUGGUCUGCCCGCGCAUCGGCCAACAACCCCCAUGCUCAUCUUGCCAAGUUCAAUAUUGAACCCUGGUCCACUCGUCUCGUCUCGCGUCAACAUCUCGUCCUCUUUGUCUGUCUCAUCCGCACUGCGCCCUUCUUCUUUCUGGCGACCAGCGCAUCCCAACAAGUGGAGGCAGGAGUCGGGGCCCAACUGACAUGCUGUCCAAUGCUUUCCAAGGACAGCCCCCGUCAAAAGACGGCUGGCGAAACGACGGACCAGCCUCGCCCGUACCGCAACGGCCAUCCACGCCUUCGCCAGAGCUACCACGUAUCACAUCCGACAUUCCAGAUUUUCAAAGGCCACCCCAGCCAGGGAACCCACAGGGCCCAAGUCCCGCGCAUGUCGGCCACGACGCGAGCUGCCGCCCACCUUGGUCGUGCUCGCCGUCACAGCUGCCGCCCAGCUCGGCCGCGGAGACAGCUCGCACACCGGGCCAGGCUCGGAUCGAGGUGGUCCUCGACGUCUCCCCACACAAGCCAUCCCCACAGGGAGGGCUCUUCUUUGCGGAGGCCGACCUCGACCAUGAGCUGGUCACGUCAGACCUCACGGCACGCGGAGCCCUCCCAGCUGCCCAGGGACCCACACCAGACGCGCUCGCCCUGGUGACGCCCGCCCCACCCACCACAGCAAAACGCGGGCGAGGACGGCCCAAGGGCUGGCGUCCCGGCAUGCCCUCUUGGAAGACGGGCCUACCCACGGCGGCGCGAGCUCCCACCGCGCCUGGGCCAAAGAGCACCGGGCAGAAGCGGAGGGGCCGGCCCCCACGCCAGCCUUCGCCGACGCCGCGGGAGCUCUUUGAGAGGCAGGCGGCACCUAGAUACAUGCCCUUCCUAUGCGAGUGGGCCGGCUGCAAGGCGGAGCUUCAGAAUCUCGCGAGGCUGCGGAAGCACAUCCAGGUUGUUCACGGGCGAGUGGAUCCACUGCUGUGCCGCUGGGCACACUGCCAGGGCAACACGACGGUGUUCGCGCACGAGUCCGAGUUCCAACAUCACGUCGACGAGGAGCAUCUCACUCCAUUCGUAUGGCACGUUGGGGACGGGCAGCGGAAUGAGCAGCCCGUAAACCAGGAUGAGAGUUCCGGACGGCCGCCAGCUUACCUCCUCGGCCCGGACGGCGAGCAGGUGACGCCGUCAGUUAAAGACCAGGAGAUCCAAGACUUCCUGACGUGGCGAGAGAACCGGCGACGGCUCAAGCACAUCCUCAUGCAGCGGGACGCUAAUGCCCCGAGCGAGGAUGAGGACGAGGAGGCGUCGAAUGAAGAGCCUCUUGACGCUUAGAGUGGGGCGAGCCCGAGCUGUCAACACACACGAGGUGCGGCUCAGUAUUGGGGCUCGUAAUCGGGAAAUUCAUGGAGCAUUGCGCUUGCUCUUGAGUGGUUGUCACAUAAUUAGAUACCCCAAAGCUACACGACCCGACAAGAAUCGCAUGCUCAGCCACGGCAGACCGGUAAUUGUGCAUUGCGAGCGCGAAUCACCAUUCAUGUGGUCCCUUCGCAACCACGUGAGAUUGCCAGGCAGGGUGGAUAUAAGCUCGAGGCAAUGGAACGAAGCAGCGCGAGUAAUUGCUACACCGCAUGUACACUACCCACGCGCAGGCAUCAUCAUGUCCGGCCGCCCGUGGCUUCCCAACUUCCUCAACCCCUGGGCUCGGCAUCAACGGGGGGGCUGUCGGCUGGUACGGAUUUGUGGCCUCCUGAGAUUGGGGCUCAGCCCUGCGAGGACUGCAGGGCGGACGGAACGGCCAAUGCAACACAGGGAAGCGCAGGGACCGGGGGGACAGGCAACGCUAGGCGAAGGUGGUCAGUGGUACGCCGCACCGGACAUGACAUGACGAGGACAGCAGCGAGCAGCUGGGCUCAGGGCGGAUGAUUUCCCAAAAAUAAGUGCAAGGGGGCUACGUCACUGCGUGGAGCUGGGUGGGUUUCUAAACACCUCCUUGACAAAAUUCUUAAUAGCUUCUACCACGUACUCCGUACUGUGCACAUCCCCGGCCGGUUUCGAAAAAGAGGCAUGGGAUGGGGAAAAGGUUUGAUGAUGAGCUGGCAAAAUGCCGGCGGGCGAAGGAGCCGCUGGGUUUCUCCUGGCGAUGCCGGGAUGCUGCACGGAGCAUCGCGAGUUUGGAUUGUCUGGGAGCCGAGAUAAUUAUUACCCGCGAGGUGCAGGACCACGUUCAAUGGCUUGUUUGCGCAUUGCGGUCUUGUGGGAAUGGGGGAAGGUGCACUUGGUCUCCGGGCCGAGUCAGGCUCUCGCCAUGGCUACCUACUACUAGGUACCUAGGUACCUAGGUACCU